Pediculus humanus corporis (human body louse) is the source of this 1431-nucleotide messenger RNA. RefSeq names its product tripsin, putative. The record is from RefSeq and is a predicted model, not a curated record. The transcript is spliced from 6 exons. Bases 1 to 1431 code for a protein of 476 amino acids. Gene Ontology annotation, biological process: proteolysis. Gene Ontology annotation, molecular function: serine-type endopeptidase activity. Lineage: Eukaryota; Metazoa; Arthropoda; Insecta; Psocodea; Pediculidae.
AUGCGACGGCGCUGUUUUACCGCGUUUAUGUUAUUUUCAUUAUUAUUAUUAUUAUUAUUAUCAUUAACAUCAGUGAACGGUGUUCAAAAUACUUAUGGGAGCGUUUCCGGAGACCGACUUUGUGCCUGUCCAUACACUUGCAUAACAACAAACGAAUGUGCGGCUCGACAUGCGACCAGAGGUACGGAACAGGUUCUUUUUCGCUGCGGUGAAAAGGGUAAAAUAUGUUGUCCGCCUAAAAAUUCAAAACCUAAACCUUUUAGAAGACGCGAAGUGAACAAUAGAAGGUACGAAGACAACUGUCCGGAUGAAUUGGACUCGUUUCCUACGACCCCCACGGAAAAUAAUUUGAAAAAAUUCAAAAAAGGAAACAAUAACGCGACCACUCAAGAAACAAAUUAUUUCCUUGUUCCGUCCGGCAUUUACGUUCACACUGAUGAUAAUUUAAAAAACCAGAAAAAACCGACUUUACCACCCGAGACAUCCGCACCAGGGAGACCUCCUUCCGCUCAAGUAUCCUCAUUUCGUCCUCAACCUCUUCUCCAACCUAUAAGUUUGAAAAAAAAACCUCCUAAAAUUUCAUUGACUUCUCAUCGAAAUUUUAAAUUAUUACCCUCGGAAUCUCAUUGCGGUGUUAAUAAUUUUGCAAAUAGAAUCACCGAAGGCGAAGAAGUAUCUCUUGGUGAAUAUCCUUGGAUGGCUUUGACCGGAGUUAAAGACAAAUAUGGAAAUUAUAGAUGGAAUUGUGGGGGAACAUUAAUUACCGGAUGGUACGUUUUGACCGCUGCCCACUGCCUGAUAGUAGAUAAUCGAACCGUCGAAUACGUGAGACUCGGAGAGCACAGUUUGACCAACGCAACGGAUUGUGCCAGAGAUGUUUGUUUGGACACUCCCGAAGAUAUACCAAUUGCAGAAGUUAUACCCCAUGAAAAAUGGAAUACGACAACAAUUAAAAACGACAUCGCGCUUUUACGUUUAUCAAAAAAUCCAUUGACGUUAGGAAAAUCUAACAUUUAUCCAAUAUGUCUUCCGAUCGAUGUUGAAAAAUUAAAUAUAACGUCCACGUCGAAAUACGAAGUUGCUGGAUGGGGUAAAACCGAUUGGAAUGCGGAUGAAGGUAGCGACGUCCUUCUUAAAGCAAGCAUAUCAGGUGUCAAACGUGAAGAAUGUAACAUAUGCAGAGAUAAGAAAAAACAACAAUAUUGUCCGAUAACGGAUACGCAAUUGUGCGUACAAGGUUGGAAAGCCGUAGAUGUUUGCAAGGGAGACAGCGGUGGUCCACUCAUGUUGACGAGGUUAAACAUAUAUCAAAUCGGUAUAACUUCGUUUAAGGGAUCCGAAUAUUGCGGUGCUGAAAACAUACCAAGCAUAUUUACUAAAGUCGAAAGUUAUCUACCAUGGAUAUUAGAUAAUUUAAAAGAACCUAAGUAG